This is a messenger RNA of Penaeus vannamei (Pacific white shrimp), 5083 nucleotides long. The record is from RefSeq and is a predicted model, not a curated record. Lineage: Eukaryota; Metazoa; Arthropoda; Malacostraca; Decapoda; Penaeidae.
CGGGGCGGGGAAGGAGGGAGGGUCAGUUGGGAAAUGGUGGCAUCUGUGUGCGGGUUCUGUGGCGCGGGAUGUGUAUAGUGUCUUGCAUAUUUCUCAGGAAUUGGUAAUUUGUGAAAACACAAGGAACAGUUAAGAGCCGUGCUUUGGCAGCAUACGAUAAAAAGUGUUUGGGCUUCUGUUGAUAACAAAAAAGGAAAAGCAUAGAAGAAACAAACAAAACAAAUAACAAGAGAUGGAAGGACUGGUAAUGCAAAAAAGAUAAAAGGACAGAUAUGGAGUAUUGAUAACACAGCGGGAAAGAAAGGAAGGAGGAAAGAGGGAUACGGAAAGAGAGAGAGAAAAAAAGGAAAAACAUAAGGUAAAGGAAAAGCAGAAGGAAAGAAUAAAGUGGAAAAAAUACCACUCCUCUCUAAGAAAAAAUAACUAAAUAGAUACCACAAAACCCCGAUAAAAGAGAGGACAGAUGUUGGCUGCCGAAGGAGUGUGACAGAACCCCAAUGAAGAUGAUGUUGCACCGAGGCGGAGGAGAGCACUGGUGCCCUCCCUCAGAGCCGCCCAUACCCUGCUCGCCCUGCACCCACCCGUACCCGCCCUACUGGACCAUUGGCAGGGUGAAGUUUGGCGUAUCGCUAGAGCAGGUGUGCAAGAAUGACAUCCCCGGGCCCUUACUGGUGCUCAUCCUCAAGCUUAACAAAGAGGGGCCAACCAAGAAGGACGUGUUUCGUGCCCCAGGCCACCAGGGGUCCAUGAAGAAGCUGAUCCAUUUCUUGCAGAAUGGACGCCUUGUCAAUAUCGACAACUUCUCGGUAUACACAAUUGCGUCCGUCCUCAAGAAAUUUCUCCGGAAACUGCCUGAGGGCAUUUUCGGGCGAGAGGGCGAGCAGGAGCUGUUUUCGAUCAUCCAGCUGUCAGACACAGAGCAGCAGCGCGACCACAUCCACCGCCUCAUCACUUCAAUGCCAGUCGUCACUCAACACCUCCUGGUCCUGCUCUUCGGCACCUUUCGGGUCAUAGCCAUGAACGCCACAAGAGCACAGACAGGGAUGACGUCGGAGGCUUUGGGUGUGUCGGUUGCGCCCUCCUUCUUCCAGUCGUGCGUGGCAGAUGGCAAGACAGCACGUAUGGAAGACGUCAUGCGCUUCAAGGCAGAGGUUGAUGUGGCUACCCAGAUAAUGAAGUUUCUCAUCGACAACUUUGGGGUGAGCAACCUGUUCGGGAGGGCCAACUAUGAGUAUUAUGCGCGCAUCACAGGAAGAAUACUCAAGGUAGAAGAGGACUGGAUAUUCGCGUUCAGAUACCCACCAGACAGUUUGGUUCCACGCCAGCGUUCUAUUGAAGCAGAAAAAACCUGGCUUCAGUAUGAGUCGGAGCGCUGGGGCCUCAAGUUCAACCUUGAAGCAAUGGCUGGGCAGGAGGAAUCACAGUCGACACCAGCCCUGAUUCACAUCCCAGAGAGCACCAGUGGCUUACCGUUGGUAGGUGGGGGGAGCAGUGAGAUGGGAGCAGUAGGUGGGGGUGGAGACCCACUAGCUGGUGUGCCAGAAAAUAACUUGAGGGAAUCGUGUACCCGGCUUUCUAUAUCGCUUGAAGAGAAUGGAUUGUACAAGGGUAAUGGGGAGGACCUCAGCAGCGGCAGUUCCCACUCCGCUCUUCACAUGACGUUGGAUGAGCUGCGGCAAGUCAACCGCUACGCAGAGAGUACCAAGAGCCUUUCCUACCUGCCACAGGUACACGAGAGACAGACAGAACGAAUGCGCACAAGAAGCGAGUGGUUCCUGUCACACUCCCCACAUGGAACUCCUCUCACACCAGUGGAUGUAGAGUGUCAGCCUCAUGCAGUUUAUAUUCUCCGAUCUGGCUCAAUCAAUCGGCCUCCCUCAGGUGGAGGCAGCAGUGAAAACGUGGGAAGCUCAGUGAGACGGACCUCAAGCAAGGACAAGGAUAGGAAAUUGGUCCGACGAUCCUCGAGCAAAAAGGACAAGGAAAACGGUCAGAAAGGUUCAAGGGAAGGUCGUCAAGCGCAGACGUGAAGACCCCUCCGCACGCGGGAGACUAUAUGUCGAGCCCACGCAGGAGAGCAACUCCGCCUGUACCUGACCCUUCCCCUUCCCUCACAGACCAUGACUGCACAGAGACUGAUGUCCAGAGAGUGCAUGUCUCCCUCACAUAUAAGCCGAGGAUAUGAGGCCAAGAAAAGGACGGGGUGGAAAAGGGGCUCAUCAUUCAAGUAAGGUGUCACCAUCCACCAGAUCGUCUUGAUUGCGAAAGCCAAGGGGAAGUCAUUGAUGGAGAGGUGGUGGAUAAUGGUUUUCACUUGCUUGACACAUCCAUAGGCACUGCCAUGAUAUCAUCACCUUCUGGAGAGGAAGUGGAGGCAUCUGCUGCUUUUUGUCAUCUGUACCACUGGUUGACUCAGGAUAAGGGGGCAGCUGUUGAAACUAUCUUCAUGUGAAUCCAAGACUUAUGAAUGUACUCAGUUGUAUGUGCAAGCAGUGAAUAAUUAAAAAUUAUAUUCAACCAAGGAUCAAAAUAUGUUAAAAUCGUCCUUCAUCCAGUAUUGUCUGACAGUUUGUGAGUUCUGGCCACAUUUGCCCUCCUACUGCCAUGGGACUUGUGUAGCAUUAAGUUUUUGAUGACCAAGGCUCUUGAGUUAAGAUGUUGGUGUGCGUCCAAAGUACAAAUGAGCUUGAGGUUCCCAGGUCAUGACAUGGACUGGUUGUGAUACAGAGAAACACAUUGUUGGAUCUUGCUAGUCAUGCCACCGCCAAAGAAUUGUAGCACAGAUUGCAGUGGUUCCAGUCCUGCUUUGAUAGCAUCUACCAUUCACAAAAUAAUUUUCAAGUACAAGUGACCAAGGCUUUAACUGCUGGUACCACCUUUCACAUGUGAUUCGGCUGUCUCAUGUUACAGCAACCUCAAGUCCACAAGCAGACAUGACCUUAGCCAACAGAAUGACGUGCCUGGCUGUUGUAUUGCUCUUUUGACUCCAGUCCUUGAGAAGGGACUCUGUAUGUGUACCUGUCUAGAUACUUCUUGCUUCUCAAUGUGCGGGCAUCCACUGGGAAGCAGCACAUUCCAUUGUACAUGUCACAAAAUUUGGACCUCAUGUCUGAUCUGCUGGCACAAGAGCUAGCCUAAAGUGUGAGGUUGAAAACCAAAGUGAACUGGAAAAAGCAAAAACAAAAUAAUAUAAUUCUAAAAAUAAUGAUAAUAAAAAUAAGAAAGAGCCAAAGUUAAUUGAAUUGUCCAUACACAUGCUGUUGACUGGGUCAGUGUAUGCAAACAUUCCGUCUGAAUCUGGAGAUUAGGUAGAGGAUAUGUUUCCUGUGCAUAUAAACUGUGUAUCCAAGAUUUGCCACCUCCUCUGCACAUGUCCAGUCUUUUACCAAUGUGUGCUCAUUUAGUCAUUUCUGAUAAAGACUGUCAAUCUAAAUAAUGACUAAGUAGAACCUGAGUGGAUAAGUUUCCUUGAUCAUGGUAUUGCUUGAAGAUAUGAAAGUUAACAAGUGUCUCUGUUUGCUGUUGAUUAUUAUAAAAAUAAAAUAAAAAAGAUGUAUACAGUAAAUUGUGUGUGCAGCAGCAGCAGCUCCUCCGGGGAUAUGUAGCGGAGGUGGUGGUGAAAAGUGAUGUAUGUGUCAAGGUAUGAUCCAGUGGAGGGACCCUAGAUAUCAGUAUCACUGCAAGGCUCAAGAAAUACUCUCUUCUAGGCCUGCCACACCUCACUAGGCAGGAUGCCCAAAUGUGCACGUUUUUCACUGGAGUAAAAUUUAAACUGCAACGGCUGUCCACCCCUGUUUUCUGAUGCGAGCCUCCACACUGCCAGCAUGGUGAAUGUGUAGGGUUUAUAAUUUUUUCAGAAACAUUUUUAUUAUUGGAAAUGCAUAGGGGACCUAUCAACUUUGAUAAACACUGCCAUUAGCAACACCCCAGGGACAAAGAAACGUCGUUUAGUGAAUGUAGGAUGACCACUUAGUAAGAACUGAUAAUCAAUACUGCCCAGAAAUUGGUGAUGGCUGGCAGGCCACUUAAGUGAAAAAGAAUAAAAAGUAAAUAAAAUUAUUAAAAAAUCACCUAAAAAAACACACAAAAAUAUCCAUUAAAAAAUCUUAAAAAACAGACCGGGCAAGUAAGGGGCGACAAGCCAAACGUCUAAGGUGUCAGCAGCAUGCACAGCAGCCGGUCACCUCACACAAGUGACAUCCAUGUGUUCCUACCUCUUCCUUUGCUGCUGGGACACGAUGACCAUUGGCAAGUGUACUCCAGGUUAAUGGUUUUACUCUGUCUGCAAUCUUGUGUAUGCUUUGUACUGCUAUUAGUAUAUUAAGUCCCUUUGUGGGGAUACUGUUCAUUGAGAAUUAUAUAAAUGAAUUAAAUUUUAAAAAUUUUAAUUGGAUCAACCUGUCAAAAAGAAAUUAGAAUUUCAUUACGCCAUAGUGCGUAUGAUAUGGGUGGGGAAUCAUUAAAAAGUUCAUAGGAUGAAAUUUACGUACUGUAUCUUUUUUCCACCUCUGGUCUCCUAACCUGUGAUUUCAGUCGUACACACUUUUAACAUGUUGCAUGUUUAUCAACACUGUAUUAGUAGUAAGCUUAUUUGUAGAGUUUUGUAUGUGGGUGAUGUGGUGGGCAUGUGAGUAGUGGGUUAUAUUAAGAGGUUGGUGCCAUGCUUCCAGGGCUGCAUAAAUACAUGCUUGUCAAGUUAUGCAAACAUUGGCCAAGGAGCACAUUGUACUAGUGCAAAGAAAACCAUGCCUGUAACCUCCCAGUGAGUUCAUAGUUGUAAUCUCAACUUCAGACACAUUGACAGGAAUGUCCUUGGUAAGGAUGUAUGUUGCCCCCUGUUUGCCAUGGCCGGGCACCGUCGACUGGGGGUCCUCCAUCGGGCUCAGGGAGGCCUCACACUUGACCCGACUCCCAAACCCCCUCGGCAGCAACCCUUACUCACACUGUCGUCUACAUACCCUUUCUCCCACCAUUUUGUAUCUUGUACUCAUAGUUUUGCAUUUUUAAUUGUAUGUACACUUGAUUCUGUAAUGAAUAUGCUUUUUUAAAUUAUUGGUGACCUUGAAUAAAUGAAAAGUUUCUC